AUGAAGUUUGCGCUAAACUAGAGAUGGCUCAAGAGUCUCAAGAUUUACUUCAUUGAUCAGUUUUAAGUUCACCCUUCAUAAAAAAAAUAUAGAUAAGAAAAUCAUUAUAAUAAGAUAGGGGUGGAUAUGGAACAAAAGCAUCAGUAUUUUAUUCAGUAUAUGAUUAAAAACGGGAUUUCAACUGUAGAAAAUGCAACUACAUUCUGUGAAUAUGUUAGUAAAGGUGAAAUAAAAAAUAUGACACAUUUAAAAACCUUGAUACUGGAAAUCAAUAGAGAGAUUUCACAACAAUUCUAUAAAAUAGUACUAGGCAAUUGUGAAGUGACUAAUAAUCACCUUGUAUUAUGGCUGAAUACAAAAAAUGACAAAAUAUCUCAGUUACAGAAUAUAUACUCAGCUUUAGAACUAGAAUAUUUUCAUUCCAUUAUGCAAGAGAUAUUGAACUCUGAAGAACACAGGAUCACCUUCAUAGUUUGUAUCAAUAUUACUUCAACCCUUACAGAUUUUUUCUCUAGAGAUAAGGGACAAAAAGUCCUGAAUAAAUGGUUGAAGACUGGUUACUUUGUGAGAAAAAGUGCACAUAUUUACUUGGGACCAAGAAUGAUUCUGGAAUUCACAUCAUAUUUGAAGACUCACUAUCCAGAUGCUGUGUGUAAUCUUUGUUCAGAUAUAGUCUUUGUGGGAAAACAGUGUGCUUCAUGUCAAAAGACAUUUCAUUCCUACUGUAUAAACAAAUAUUUGAGUAAUCAAAAUAAAUGCCCUUGCUGCCAAACUAUAUGGAUAGGGACAGAUGAAGAUGGAGAAGAUGACGCUGAAGAUUCUGUGAAUCAGUCACAUAUGGUUACUGAUGAUGAUAGCCCAAAUUCACCUGUGAUGAGGUCUCAAACUCGAAACUCUGAAAAAAACAGAAAUCAUAGAAGAUCAACUGAAGAGGAUGUUUCAAAUAUGGAAGGCCGUAGCAUGAGAAAAAGGAACAAGUGAUUAAAAUCAUUUUUGUUAUUUUUUUAAGUUAUAUGAAUAACAUCAAUUAUUUUGCAAGGAAAAUAUAUAUUUUUUGAGGAAAU
Messenger RNA from Phaedon cochleariae (mustard beetle), 1064 nucleotides. Lineage: Eukaryota; Metazoa; Arthropoda; Insecta; Coleoptera; Chrysomelidae. The record is from the annotation of a GenBank genome assembly.